This is a messenger RNA of Symbiodinium sp. CCMP2456, 1263 nucleotides long. Lineage: Eukaryota; Dinophyceae; Suessiales; Symbiodiniaceae. The record is from the annotation of a GenBank genome assembly.
GCGCUGCGACAAUCGCGCGAGGAGACGAAGGCUGCGAAAGCCGAAUUCCACGAGUACAAGGUCCGGCAGCAGAUCAAGCGCCAGGAGUACUUGGUGCGUACCAUCAACAACCAGUCCUAUGCAAUCCGGCAGAAGACGAAGGACGACAUACUUGUCUCGUGGAGAUAUCAAUGCGAACGUUCUCGGGCAGUUGAGCUCGAAGGCCGGAAUCGUGUUCUGGUCACACGGGUCAACGACCUGGAGGCGAAGAUGGUGGCGACCCAGGAAGACCUGGAGGAAGCGGCUCGGCAGUGGGAGGAGCAGCGCAGUGCUCUGGAAGCCGACCGGGAUGAGUAUAAGCGCCUCUACGAGAAGUUCCUGGCAGCCCACGAGCGUGCGAUGGCGGAGCUGGAGGAGUCGCAGGGCACGGCCGAGGACCAGGCCAAGAAGCUGCAGGUCCUGACUCUAGAGAAGCAUCGCCUCACGGACAAGGUGGAGGAGCUGGAAGACGACAAGAAACGAAUGUCCAAGCAGCUGGCAGAACUACGGGACGAGGUGGCCAAGCUGAAAGCAGAGCUGCGCAGGCUGGGUGCUCAGCUUCGUGAGGGUGAGAUGGCUCUGCUCCUGGCCCGCUCGGAUGCGCAGCAGCUCCGGGCAGACGCGAGGAGUCUGGAGGACGUGGUCCCCCUCGAGAGUGAUGGGCCAGCAAGGCCCUCUCAGCGGCGACUUCUCCAGGAAAGCGGCCGUCGAGAGGCAGAGUUGCUGGAUCUGCUGCUGGCUGCAGAGACUACGGCAGAUGCACGGCUGAAGCGCCUGCUUGAGCUUGAGGGCCCUGGAAAUGAGCCUGAUGCAGAGGAGGAGCCAGGUAUGAAGCCAGCUUCCGAAAUAGGUGUUCUGCCAGCAGAGCGGCGGUUGCGCAGACAUGUCGAGAAAGAGCGAGAUGAACUUCUUACCUUUGCCAGAGAUCUGGACACCGAGCUGGUGAAGGUGAAGACGGAAUGCCACCAUGCCGUUCGGGAGAUCAAGCAGAAGUGUGCUCAGGAGCUCGAGGACUUCAAGACCACAGAGCUUGCCAAAGUAAAAGCCGACUUCCAGGCGAAGAUCGACGAAAUCACUCGUCAGCGUGACAUGCUCCAGAAGGAAGUCGAGUUGGGGGAGUCCGUCGCGCCGCACUUGCCGACGCUGAACCCGCUGGUCUCGCAGGACCCUUCCAGAAUAUGCGGUGUUUGUCGGCGCACAAUCGUUUUCGAAGGUGCUCUGAAGGUGUAUCCUCAGAAAAGGUAG